AUGGAAAAUACCCUCGAUACCCAGAGUCGCCAACCACUAAGAUCGAUAAACCCUACGUACCAAUUACUUUCACAGGUUUUGCUAGCAAAGAAAUUUGAGCACUGA
Molecule: messenger RNA, 105 nt
Organism: Spirodela intermedia
Lineage: Eukaryota; Viridiplantae; Streptophyta; Magnoliopsida; Alismatales; Araceae
Source: the annotation of a GenBank genome assembly